Molecule: messenger RNA, 868 nt
Organism: Trachymyrmex septentrionalis
Lineage: Eukaryota; Metazoa; Arthropoda; Insecta; Hymenoptera; Formicidae
Exons: 3
Source: RefSeq, a predicted model, not a curated record
AUGGCUCAACAGCGACCAGAAGAUAUAGUGCAGUUACACAAAGAAUAUAGAUCAGACGCGAAAGAUAAUAAUCAGUUAUUCAAAUGUGAAUACUGUAUACAAGAAUCCAAGCCUGAUUUUAUUAGCGAUCAUGUUACAAUGAUACGUCACUUAUACGAAACGCAUUAUAAAUCAGAAAUAAUGGAAGACCCAGAAUAUGAGUCCGUAGCAAGAAAUUUUGAUCUUUCUCGCCAAUAUCAGAAGAAAAUUGACGUUGGGAAAUGUCUUAAGUUAAAAUGUGACGCGAAAAUUAAAAGUAAAUUUGGUAAAGCAUUACCAUUUAAAAAUCAUUCGGUAACGCAUCAUGAAGAGGACAAAAAAAGUUUUUUCGCAAAAGCAGUAAAAAUUGUUUCUGGACAAAAAAUAUUGGAUAAUUACGAAAUAAAGGACACUGAAUUCGCAAAUUGCUCAUUUUGUCGAAAACCGUUACCCUUGGAAAAUUUGGACUCGCACCCUGCUGAAAUACUCUCGACCUUGAGCGAUCACUGGAACGAACAUAUUAGUGUUGACACUAACAUAAAGAGAAAAGGAGCAACAAUAGAAAACAAAUUGGAAAAUUUAAAGGAAAAAAGACGAGAAGCUGCAAUGCAGAUAUCACAUCAAGCGGAAAGGCCUGAACAACGCAGUUCGAGCGACGAUGAAGAUGUACCAGGGUUUAGCGGAAUACCAAGAACUUCGACGCAAAGUUCUUUAACUGUGGAAUACAUGCCUAGACAAAGUAGUUCCAGUGAUGGUGGAGGUGUACCAGUGUCCGGCGGAAUGCAAAGUACUUCGACGCAGAGUUCUUCGAUUGAGGAAUUACCAUCAAAACAAAAGAGAUUGGAUUCUG